This is a messenger RNA of Phoenix dactylifera (date palm), 1210 nucleotides long. Lineage: Eukaryota; Viridiplantae; Streptophyta; Magnoliopsida; Arecales; Arecaceae. The record is from RefSeq and is a predicted model, not a curated record.
UGUGCUAUUAUAUGAAGAAAAACCCAGCAUCCACCUCUCAUUGUGGCUGCCGUUCUGGCGACUUUAAUCCGAGGAGAAAAGAGAGAGCUCUGUUCUUUGAGAGAAGAAGAUGGAUGGAGUAAAUGGACUGGAGAAGAAGGAGAUGAAUUCGAAGAAGCUGAAGGUGCUCUGCCUUCAUGGCUUCCGAACCGGUGGGAGCUUUUUGCGCAAACAAAUCGGCAAAUGGGAUCCUUCCAUCUUCCAAGAUUUCCUCUUGGACUUCCCUGAUGGGAUUUUUCUGGCGGGAGGGAAGUCGGACAUUGAGGACAUAUAUCCGCCUCCAUAUUUUGAGUGGUUCCAGUUCAACAAGGACUUCACAGAGUACACAAAUUUGGAGGAGUGCAUUUUGUACUUAUGCGAUUACAUGACAAAGAACGGUCCUUUUGAUGGAAUGCUUGGCUUUUCUCAGGGUGCAACAUUAUCGGCUCUUUUGAUUAGCUACCAAGCAAAGGGGAAGAUAUUGAAGGACCAUCCACCAAUAAAAUUUCUUGUCUCAAUCUCAGGGUGCAAGUUCAGAGACCCAAAGAUAUGUGACAUUGCCUACAAAGACCCCAUUAAGGUGAAAUCUGUGCAUUUCAUUGGAGACAAGGACUGGCUGAGACAGCCCUCCGAGGAGCUGACUGCUGCCUUUGAUAGCCCAUUGAUUCUAAGGCACCCUCAAGGUCACACAGUCCCCAGGCUAGAUGAGAUAAACGUGAAGAAUCUUUCUGAAUGGACCAGAAGUAUACUCAAAAGUAGUAUCACAUAUGAUGCUCCUGGUGUGGAGACCUGGAAAACUGAGGCAAACAAUGCCAAUAUAAAGCAAGCAGUUGUUGCUGAUCCAAAGAGUAUGGAAGCUACAGAUUCAGUACUGAAGGCUACAUUUACAGAAGGCUAGGUUUGGACAGCAUCAAUGUAAGCUGGGUUAGUGAUAAUUAGCAAGAAGCUGCCCAUGAAAGGGAUGUCACCUCCGAGGUAAUUGAAAUAAUAAGGACUUGGAGGGCCUCCAGCAUUCUGAUCAGGUGAAGGAACUCGGAGUCGUGAAAGAAAGGCUUUUCUCCCUUCUUAACAACUGCAUGAACUCUGCUACUUAAUCAUGGGUGUACUACUAUAACUUUGCAUAUUGAUGUUGCCGAAUUUUUAACGCUAUUGAGGAAGUUAUUUAAGAAACAUUGUCUGCUAAUCCCUUUAA